This is a messenger RNA of Moneuplotes crassus, 2140 nucleotides long. The record is from the annotation of a GenBank genome assembly. Lineage: Eukaryota; Ciliophora; Spirotrichea; Euplotida; Euplotidae.
AUGGAACAAAUGCAUUCAAAGUCCUCGGUUUCCCCAGCUAGCGGGUACUCAUUCCCAUCCAUUGAUAAAGAAAACCCUUCUCUUUUCAACGAAGGUGUCCCCAACAAGCCCGGAGUCAAAGAUGGCUUCGAGUCUGCAUCCAAAGAUAAGUCUAACAGUAAAGCCAGCACUGAAGACAAAUAAGAUAAUUCGGCCUUUAGGUUAUGAAGUCGAGAUUGACCCUCAGUACUUGCCAAAAACUGGAAUCCAAGAACGAUAUCUACAGAACAGACCCAUCUUCAAAGGCACCUUUGCGGAGUACGAACAUGUGGGGUACCCCUCCAGUCCCGAACUAGCCGAGAUGUACAGAAAGAAAAUGGAGGAUGCUUCAGCCACUUCCAAAGAGAGGGUUGUUUAUGAUUGUGUCGAACUCUCGCCUUAUUAUAAUAACUCUGGGCCGCUGUCUGAAAGAUACUUUGACGAGACUAAAUAUGUGCACCCUGUAAUGACAGACCAAGACAGAAAGCCUGGAGCCUAUGCUCCUGAAGGCUAUUUCAAAUUCAAAGAGGCCUCAUCCACCCAUGGAGUCAUGCGGUACUACACAUACCUGAAUCCCUAUUACAAACUCAAAGACGAGUACGACGAUACACUGGUCUUCGAGUCAAGGUUUGAAAGCGGAAACUUGAAAAGAGUGAUCCAAACUGACGACUAUGAGUACGACCUAUACCUUAACCCAGACUACUCAACGGGCACUUAUACACAGUGGUUUUUCUUCAGGAUCCUAAACACGAGGAAGGGGGAAACAUAUACUAUUAAUAUUAGGAACUAUCAGAAGUCAGACUCUCUAUUUAACCAUGGAAUGCUUCCGAUUCUGUAUUCUCGCAAAGAAUACGAGAAGUACAAGAGAAGCUGGCAACGAGUCGGUGACAACAUUGCAUAUUACCAGAACCCGAACAAGAAGAAAGGCUCUCUGCUUAACUACUGUAUGACCUUUACUCUCAGCUUCAAGUAUGACCACGACGAAGUGUAUAUGGCUCAUUGAUAUCCAUAUACUUAUAGUGAUCUUAAAACCUUUAUUAACAAGCGCUGUAAUGCUCGAGACAGAGUCAGAAAGACCUCCAUGUGCAAGACUCUUGCAGGUAAUGACUCUGAUAUGAUCAUCAUUACCAACUUCUUAUCCGAAGAUGAAGAAAUUGCAGAGCGGCAGGCAGUUAUUCUUAGUGCACGAGUUCAUCCCGGUGAAAGUAACGCAUCUUUCAUCAUGGAAGGAAUCAUAGAUUACUUGGUCUCUGAUGCCUCACCAGCAAACAAGCUGAGAGACAUGUUUGUGUUCAAGAUCAUUCCGAUGCUGAACCCUGACGGAGUCAUCAUCGGCAACUACCGCUGAUCCUUGGCUGGAGUGGACUUGAACAGACAAUGGGCUGCUCCAAAUCCAAAGCUUCACCCAGAAAUUUAUGCUUGCAUGACUAUGAUCAAGAAGACUCUUGAAAGUAGGCCAAUCUACUUCUUCUGUGACAUUCACGGGCAUUCUAGAAACAAGAACCUGUUUAUGUAUGGGUGCAACCAAUUCACAGGUCCGAACAAGCUGAAGGAAAGAAUUUUCCCAUUCAUGCUUGGCCAGAGAGAAGAAAACUUCGAUUAUGAAAACUGCAACUUCAACGUGCAAAAGACCAAAGAGUCGACGGCCAGAGUGGUCAUGUUCAGGAGCAACAUUCAGUACAGCUACACUCUCGAGUGUUCGUUCUGCGGACCCACCGGAGGCAAGUACCAGGACUGCCACUUCACUCCGCCAAUCAUGAAGUCGAUGGGCAAAGAGUUCUGACUGAACCUGUUGAAGUCGAGUGAAAGCACAUCUCUAGUGAAAGACUGAUACUCUAUGAUCUUGGACUCAUUUGAGAAAGAGCAAGCACUUAUGGAAUCAAAGAUGGAAGAAGAAAAGAGUAAAACAAGCAGUAAAGGAGGCAAAGGAAAGAAAGACAGCUCCAAACUAUCUUCAUCUGAUGGUUCAAGCACUGCCACCUCAGGAAAGAAAAAGGCAAAAGGAAAAGGUAGCAAAAAGUCAGCUUCAAAUAGUGACAAAAGAUCGCACUCAGCUGAGCCUAAGCAGAUUAAGCAGCAAAAGAAAAAGUCAGGAGGAGCAAAAGCUAAAAAGAAGAAAUAA